ACACUCAGCCUGCCACUCCUGCUGCUUGUUGCCCGAUAUUCCAGCUUUGUCGCACUCUCUUUAUAAUAAAACGUUCUUUUUUCUAAAUUUGGCCGCUUGCAUCUUUUUGCAGUAGUAUUCAUCUCUGACGCGUCGUUUCCUACCUCGGCUGGUUAUGUCUGAUUGAGUCCAAAGUCAAUCUUGAAUCAAUGGCCUCAACCGAUUUGAAUAUUGCAGCUUUUGGUCCGGUGUCUACCUUUGGAAUGACGAAUGAGGGAGAGCAAUAUCAUUGUUCUAGGUGCCGUAAACUCCACAGUGCAGAAAGCUUUGGGGUAACGUUGAAAGGGACGCGUCGAAGCACCUGUCGGAAAUAUGAACGGAAGCGAGAUAUGGCUGAGACCUAUGACAGCUGGUCGGAGUUCUUAGAAUCUACGCACGACUGGAACCAGAAGGAGAACUUUGAACGGAUAGAGAUCGAGAAAUGCUUUCUGAUUGCAGACCUGCCAGUCACUUUCAUAAGGUCUCCACUUCCUGCCAUUGGGGACGAGGUGCCGAACAAGGAGCUUGUGAAUGAAAUUCUCAAGGCAGCCAGGCUUCUUCUGACAGCUCUCUGGGAAGAAGGUGGCUACCGGUAUACCUACCACAGAGCCAGUCCAAGCCAGCGAAAAGUCACCUUUUAUUACUAUUGCUGUCAGGAUGAAGGCAAAUACGGUUCUAAGAAAAAUCAAAUUCAGAGCGCAGAGAGACGGGACGGGGAGGAAAGAACAGAGGGGAGGAAAGAACAGAGGCGAGACAGAUGGAACGUUUCGAGUGCCAUAGCGCACUGUCUCUCCAUAUUGAUUUAGAGCAGCAGACAGUUGGUUUGAAGCUGAAACAUCUGCAUCAUAAGGCCCAUGAAAAUACCGAACUCACGCCAGCGGUGAAGGAUUUU
Molecule: messenger RNA, 910 nt
Organism: Myxozyma melibiosi
Lineage: Eukaryota; Fungi; Ascomycota; Lipomycetes; Lipomycetales; Lipomycetaceae
Exons: 2
Coding region: 189-824 (211 amino acids)
Source: RefSeq, a predicted model, not a curated record